ACAAUGAACCACGAUCUGCUCUAAACAACGCAUGCGUACGAUAGGUUUAUUUUCAAUUAAUUAACCUAAGGAGUGAGAAAGAGGGUUGUUUCUUUUGAGUAUUUUCGUUGUGUACAAACAUCUGUAGUUCUUGUUCUUAGUUCGUAAAAUAAAAUGAAGGUGUAUGCAGUAUUAAUAGUAGCCUUAAUUGGUUUUGUGUGUGGUGAGGAAGAGAUUACCGAGGAAGAAAAUGUAUUAGUUUUGACGAAAGCUAACUUUGAUGCUGCAAUAGCCAAACAUAGUAACAUUUUGGUGGAAUUCUAUGCACCGUGGUGUGGUCACUGCAAAGCUUUGGCACCAGAAUACGCCAGUGCAGCUGGUCAGUUAAAGGAGAAAGAAUCGGACAUAAAAUUGGCGAAAGUUGAUGCGACCGUUCACACAGAUUUGGCUACGAAAUAUCAAGUUCAAGGAUAUCCAACAAUCAAGUUCUUUAAAGGUGGAAAACCCUCAGAAUAUGGAGGCGGACGACAAGCAAAUGAUAUUGUUAGCUGGUUGUUAAAGAAGACAGGCCCCCCUGCUAAAACUUUAGCAUCAAGUGAAGAUGUAAAAGAAUUUCUUGAAGGCAAAGAGGUUGCUGCUUUGGGAUUCUUUGCUGACGUUGAAUCAGAUGCUGCCAAGUCUUACAUAGCAGCUGCUGAUGAGAUAGAUGAUGUAGAAUUUGGUCUUGUAUCAAGUCCUGAGAUUGCUGCCGAAUAUAAGAUUGAGGGAGAUGGCAUUUUGCUAUCGAAAAAGUUUGACGAUGGUGAUGUUGUCUAUAGUGGUGAAUAUGAAUCUGAAGCGAUCUCAGCAUUUGUUCAAGCCAACAAAAUGCCGUUAGUGAUGGAAUUUACGGAUGAAAGUGCACCCAAAAUCUUUGGUGGCGACAUUAAAGUUCACAUGUUGCUGUUCAUUAAAAAGAGUGCUGACAAUUUCAAAGAAACCCUUGAUUAUUUCAAUGAAGUUGCCAAAGAAUUUAAAGGACAAAUCUUAUUUGUGUAUAUCGAUGUUGAUGUUGAAGAUAACAGUCGAGUGUCAGAAUUCUUUGGUCUUACGCAAGAUGAUGUUCCAACUGUUCGUAUAAUCAACAUGACUGAACAGGAUAUGGCUAAAUUUAAACCAGAUUUUGAACAACUCUCUGCAGAUAAUCUAAGGAAGUUUGCUAAAGAUUUCAUUGAUGGAAAUUUAAAGCCACAUAGAAUGUCUGAAGACAUUCCUGAAGACUGGGACAAAAACCCUGUGAAAGUUCUUGUUGGGAAGAACUUCCAAAAAGUUGCCUUGGAUAAGGAGAAAAAUGUGUUCGUUGAAUUCUAUGCACCUUGGUGUGGUCAUUGUAAACAACUCGCGCCCAUAUGGGAUAAACUUGGAGAAAAGUUUAAAGAUGAUGAAAGUAUUGUGAUUGCAAAAAUGGACGCAACAAAGAAUGAGAUCGAGGAAGUUCAAGUUGAUAGUUUUCCAACUUUAAAAUAUUUCCCUAAAGAUUCAGAUGAGAUUGUUGACUACACUGGAGGUCGGACUUUAGAAGAUCUUACUAAAUUUAUUGAAUCGGGAGGCAAAGAAAUGAGUGGCAAAGAUGCUGAAGGAGAUGAAGAGGGUGAACCUGGACCUGAAGAUGAGGAGGGUGAAGGUGCACCUGAGGAUGAAGAGGGUGAAGGUGGACCUGAAGAUGAAGAGGGUGAAGGUGGACCUGAAGAUGAGGAGGGUGAAGGUGGACCAGAAGAUGAGGGUGGACCUGAAGAUGAAGGUGGACCUGAAGAUGAGGGUGGAGAAGAAGAAACACCUGCAAAAACAGAAUUAUAAACUGGAAUACUAAAAACAUGGACGACUUGUUUUUUGUCGCAUCAAUAUUAUACGUAUUUUCUUUAUAAUUUAUUAUUUAGCCGUGCUAUUAUCAUUUAGGUGUGUUAUUCUUGUGAAAUUAAAGUUUUUCCAAAAAAAAUUUUUUUC
Messenger RNA from Xenia sp. Carnegie-2017, 1962 nucleotides. Its product is annotated as protein disulfide-isomerase 2-like. Gene Ontology annotation, molecular function: protein disulfide isomerase activity. The transcript is spliced from 7 exons. The coding region runs from base 154 to 1815 and encodes 553 amino acids. The record is from RefSeq and is a predicted model, not a curated record. Lineage: Eukaryota; Metazoa; Cnidaria; Anthozoa; Malacalcyonacea; Xeniidae. Gene Ontology annotation, biological process: response to endoplasmic reticulum stress; protein folding. Gene Ontology annotation, cellular component: endoplasmic reticulum.